AAGAAAGCACCGUUUUGCAGCGGCCGAGGGAUGCAAGUUGUUUCACGGAUUUUUUAAAUGUUAUGAAUGCCGCAACAGCCUCCUCUGAAGAUUCAAGCAAGAGUGAAGAAGAGCAGGAAAAGUGUAAAAAUUUUGAAGAAAGUAUAGAAUCAAUGAACCCAAUGGAUUUUAAAAAUCACUUCAGAUUACGACGAAGUACAGCGGAAGACCUUAUCUUGCGCUUCUCAGAAUCGGAGAAUUUGUCGGAUACAGAUUGUGGUGGUAUUAAACAUGUAAGCUGCAGAAGGUCUGUCUAUAUAUAUCUUUGGUACGUUGGUAAUACAGUAACUUAUAGACAAUUAGGAAAUCUCUUUGGAGUGUCAGUUUCUACAGCAUGGUCAACAGUAAAAACUGUUGCUACGUUUUUGAUUUCCAUAGGCCGAGAUUAUGUAUCAUGGCCACGAGGUGUCGCUGCAUUAGAUAUAAUAAAUACAUUUGAACGUAAACACAAAAUACCAGGCAUUAUCGGAGCAAUCGAUUGUACACACAUUCCCAUUAAAAAACCACAAAACCAUGAAGAAGAUUACUUUAAUCGCAAGCAAGUUACUUGCGGAGAACCUGGAUCUUUGCAUGAUUACAGAGUUUUGAGAAAGUCAAAGCUAUAUAGAAUGGCACAAUCAAGAUACGAAGAAAUAUUUCCCAACUCGACAUUUAUUAUUGGAGAUUUUGCUUAUCCUUCUACAAACUGGAUUGUGUCACCUUACAAAAAUUAUGGGAAUUUAACCGAUAGUCAAAAAAAAUUUAAUGAAAAACACUCAUCUGCUCGUAUUGUAGUUGAGAACGCUUUUGGUUUACUAAAAACUCGUUUCCGAAGAUUAUUAAAAUUUACGGAGCAGACAAUUUUGGCUGCAAUAACAAAUAUAGUUGUAAGCGUUUGUAUUUUACAUAAUAUUUGUAUUAUAAAGGAUGAUUUGUUUGAGAAUGCUGAAUCAAAUAGUCAAAACAAUGACGAACAGCAAGCUGAUGAAGAGCAUGAAUUAGAUCAUGUUCAUUCAUAG
Teleopsis dalmanni is the source of this 1037-nucleotide messenger RNA. RefSeq names its product putative nuclease HARBI1. Bases 63 to 1037 code for a protein of 324 amino acids. The transcript has 3 exons. Lineage: Eukaryota; Metazoa; Arthropoda; Insecta; Diptera; Diopsidae. The record is from RefSeq and is a predicted model, not a curated record.